GUGGGACAGCGACGGUGGUGCCACAUUCAUAAUCGAGUCUUAUGAUAAGACUUUUAUAACAGCCGACUCUAGUACAAGUUUUGUCUAUGAUAGUACAAAGUGCGUUGUUUUACAUAUUUUGAACUAACAGAACUAAGUGUCAUCAUGCCUGUCACAAAAAGCGACGUCGAUCAACUCAUUGCAUUAGAUAAAGUGGUGAUAUUUUCCAAAACAAAAUGUCCAUAUUGUAAAAUGGCUAAGAAGGUGUUUGAUAGUUUACAACAAAAAUAUACUGCAAUUGAAUUAGAUGAGAGAGAUGAUGGAGAUGAAAUCCAAUCUAUAUUAAGUAAUAUAACUGGUGCAAGAACAGUACCUAGAGUGUUUGUCGACAAGGUAUGUUUGGGAGGUGGUACGGAUGUACAGAAACUAUAUGACAACGGAGAACUACAAAAACAAUUAGCUUGCUAAUACAAUGUCCGCAUUAUGGAAAUUACUGAUUCAUGUUUUUUUUUUCUUUGAUGUA
Messenger RNA from Colletes gigas, 502 nucleotides. Its product is annotated as glutaredoxin-C4-like. The record is from RefSeq and is a predicted model, not a curated record. Gene Ontology annotation, biological process: cellular response to oxidative stress. NCBI's taxonomy places the organism in Eukaryota, Metazoa, Arthropoda, Insecta, Hymenoptera, Colletidae. Gene Ontology annotation, cellular component: cytoplasm. Gene Ontology annotation, molecular function: glutathione disulfide oxidoreductase activity. The transcript is spliced from 3 exons. Bases 145 to 447 code for a protein of 100 amino acids.